AGGUACAGAGUCGCCUAGAAGCCGCUGCAGUGGCGGGCUGCUCUGGGUGAACCAACUCUCCUCUCUCUCUUUCUUUCUCUCUUUCUCCAUUUUACAAUUUUCCGCCCCUCUGUCGGCCCUUCCCUUCCGUGUACUCACGCAACCGGGUGAUGUGGCGACGUCGCGUAACAUCGGGUCACACCUAUAACCUUGCCGAGAAUCUCGAAGCGGCUACGUGAACCCGCGAACCCGAGAGAGCGACGAGAAGUCCACUGAGAAACGGAACGGCGGUGGAGGAAAGGGCGCGAUCGUGAAAUAGACCAGACGCGCUAGUUCGAAUCGGCGAUCAGGUAGGUAGAGAGGAAGAAGAGACUGGAGGUGGACAAGUGGAAUCCCAGGGGGUGGGGAUGGAGCCGGAGCAACGUGGACGCGCCUCACGAGCGUCGUCGACGUCGAGCCUCGGCCGCGAGGUCCGUUGUGGCUGUCAGUACUACCAGAGCGACUCGCUUCUGCCGGAACGACGUGCUCUCCUCGGUAGACCGCCGUCCAGGACGAUGCAGCAGCCACUUGCGGUCCGCUGCAGCGAGCACGAGUACGAACCGAUCGCAGCGCCGUCGCCAUCGCCGAAACCGGCGACGGCACCGGUCGUGCGAAUCACCGAUACGGAUGUGGUGCCCGUCGCUGAUAGCGACGACAGCAUUGACGACCGGACACGGCUGCCGCCGGAGCUGACACGGGCCGGUGACGUGAUCCUGCCGUUGGAUGGCAAAAUCGAGGACACCGCGAUGGAGGGUCGCGAACUUGUGGAAACCGGCGACACCUCCGAAGAAUUGGAGACCCCGCAGCAAUUGCAGGAGCGACUCGAAGAACGGUUUCUGAACGCUGCUACACCGGGCACUGAGUCCAGGACUGAUGGCGAGGUCAACACUAGUCAAGUAGACUCAUUGGCAUUGGAGGAGCUUCCUCUUCGUCGCGGUGCCCGCGGCCUGCCCCAACGGAUAAAAACACAGGCUGGCAAGCUACGUACGCGUCUAAGGAACAUCCAACGACCCACGUUCGCCUUCGCUGAGCGACAAAAGCCAGAGAAAGCCAGGUCGACGAGCAGCGGCCGCUCGGACAGGUCCAGAUCCGAAAAGAGACCGAGUCGAAUGGACAGGAUACGAUCCUCCCUGUCAGAGAGGCCCAGGUUCAGCUUGCCCAAUCGUCCGAGAUUCUCCUUGCCAGAUAAAUCGAAGUUUCACUUGCCCGAACGGCCGAGGUUCAACUUUCCUGAGAAAGCGAAGUUCCACCUGCCUGAGAAAGCGAAGUUCAGCAUCAAGAAGCCUAACAUUCGAUUGCCUAACGCUUUGACUCGCAAGAAAUCCCCCGUACACGAGCAACGGUCUACAGACUCCACGGUCGGCUCCAAAAGGAAUAUCUUCGACUUCUCCACUUACCCGCGAAUGUUCGAUAGAAAGUCGAAGAGCAGGGGCGAAUACGCGACCUCGACGCCGAAAGAUUCGAGAGCACAGUCAGCGGAAAGCGCUACCUUCCCGCGGGCCAGUAAGAAAGCCGACAGAUGGACACAGAGGUUUCACAGGACCAGUGCUUUCGGCGAGGAGAAUCAAUCGAACGGAGAAACGGCGGCAGAAAGGUUUCAACCUUGGCAGCACCCGUCCAUGGAGGAACCUAGAUUAUCUAUUAGCGAGGUUGGAGCAAUCACGAUACCCUGGGAGGAGGGGCGCAAGGAGGAGGAGCUUCAGUACAUGGACUACGAACAGGAAUCACCGGAGAUUUCCGACCGUCAACCGCAUCCGAGGUCGGGAGCUUCCAGAACUGAAGAAGAAUUGUACGACAGGGAUAGAGAAGAGUCGAAUCUCAGAUUGUAUCCAACCAGGGAAGAGAUGUACCAAGAGAAGGACGAGAAAAUGGAUCAGGAAGAAUGGGGACCAGAGGAUGAGAUACCCAGAGAAGAAUUCAGACCGAUCCCGAGGUCCAGAUCACUGGAGGAGGUUCUUCGAGCCAGAGAAGAAGGGAGAUACGAAGAAUCUUUCGCAAUGAUGGAUCCAAGAAGAUACGGAGUGCACAAGACACCGUCCGAGGAAGAAGAAUACGAGGAGGAGAUGGACGAGGACGAGGACGAGGAAGCGGAACCAUCGUCCGCGCAAUCGGACAGAGAGCAACAACACUCGAGUACCAGCUCCUGUGAUCGACGUCGGCGUGGAGUUAUCGAAGAAAUUGACUCUGAUGAAUUCUUCCUGCGAGAAGGUGGACUCAGCCAGGGUGACAUGAAUCUUGGCAAAUAUCUGACCAGCGAAAUCAGAGACGCUUUGAGAUCAGAAGGGAAUGCUUUAGCCGACGACGAAAUGGUGCCGAUCCCGCCGCAACGUCCCACGAGAAGAAGAUCGAUAAGAAAGCAAAAGGAAGGUUCCGUGGAAUCGUACGAUGCGACGCCACCAGUUAGGCCGAAAAGGGAUCCGAACAGAGCUCGUCGAAGCGAGUCUGCAGAUGAACAGUUUCGUGAGCGAACCAGAAGCGACUCUAGGCACAGAGUGGUUUACCAAACAGAAGGAGAACCCGCGGAACUUCCAAUAGAACCACUGGACGAUAUUGUGGUAGUGAAACCUAUGCGUAGAAAAUCAAAAUCCUUGCAACAUAGCCAGUCGCAGCUGUCUGCGGAUAGCUCUCGUCCACCGUCACCGCCGCCCGUGGUACCGACUCGUCGGAAACGACUGCGUAAGGAACCUGAGCGUAGGAACGGCGAAAUAGCAGCCAUCUGCAACGGGCACACCGAAUGGGCUGGUGAUUCUGUUCCAGAGAAACCUCUUCCGUUGCCGCCUACAAUGACCACGGAUCAACUGGGGAAACAAGAAAUAUACAGGGCUGAAGAAAUCAUGGCAACAAGUGAGGAGAAUAUUCAGAAACUUGCGACGAGACUUCAAGAUGAAGGAUACAUGGACCAAGCACCAGUACCGCCAAAAAGAAGAUCCAGAUCUAGAGGAACUUCUGUAGCGCUGGAUGAAGAUAGGACAUCUCACGGUGCGGAAUCGUUGCCGGAAGCUGGUUACGUAGAGGAGGAUAUUCCCCGGGAUGAUGUCGACCUGGGAAGGGAGCUGAUAGAUUACGCCAUCAUAGAGAAACGAGAAAAGCCACCUAGACCUCCUCCUCCGAGAAGAAAGAGAGACAAGUUUGCUACUACUCCAAGACCAAUUCCUCCGAAACGUCCCCAAAGAGCGUACAGUACUCUCGGCCCAGUUAGAUCCAAAGAGCCUAGCAUACUAACUGAUGAUACUUACGAUCUGACGUUGCAAGCGGCUGAGUCUACUCCUUACAUAGAAAUCGACUCUGACGACGGAGAACACAAAGAUCUACGUAGCAGCGAAGUUUUGAGCAAGAUGCAGGGGCGACCGCUGCCGGCUCCGCCCAGACCGCCAAGAUCUAGAAAAGAUAGAUCCACGGAAAGGUCCACGCACGAGACGCAACAAGAAAUUGCUAUGGAAACGACCAUUGCCACGCAGACAGAUCCUUUGCCCGACGACAUGGUGAUAGAGGAAGAGGUAACACAAGCGAAACUGAUUGUAGCACCAUCCAGUUCCGGCUCCCAGAUUAUGAUAUCCACGGAGAGAAUACCCAGUCCAUCGAUUACGAGCACACCGCCCGUUCCUCCAUUGCCAAUGUCUCAAAGAUUACGCAAAGAUGAACAGCCGGAACCGUCUUACGACACCGUCUCGUUAAAGUCCCCAUCGCCAACGAGAGAAAUGGAAGCAUUCGAAGAUAGACAUUUGUCCGCGCCACAUUUAGGCGAACCAAUUCAUAGUGACGGAGACGCGCAUUUAAAAUCCAUCAGAUCAGCCCUAUUUUCAGAGGAGCCUGUACGAAUCAGUAAUUUAGAGGUUGGCGAUUUGAGGGUAGAUCGCUUGAGCGUUUCUCAAAUUGAUGCCAGUAAGAUCGUUACAUCUGAAUUGGAUGCGUUAGUCAUUACUGCAUCCGAGUUGAAGGACAUAGGUGGCAGCAUGGCGGAGAGUCUCUCUCCUUCUAUCAUUAGAGAAUUGAUGGCUAUAAGGAGCCAUUUGGAGGCUGUGGCUGCAUCCAGGAUCGAAAGUCAGAGGGAGGAGAGCAAGACGGUUGAGAGAAAGACAGACAUUCCCGUUGCGGAAAGGCAAAGCGUCGAAAGGAAGCCUGACGAAGAGUUAAUCCAUCGUGACGCAGAUGAAGAGAAACCAAGAAACGAGGAUCAAAAGGUUGUUAAAAAAGAAACAGAGGAUAUAUCAAGCACACACACACUAUCGAUCGCGCAGGUAGAGGACAAAGAAUCGACACACACAUUAGCAAUUUCACAAAUAGUACCGAGCGACAAAGAUACUCCUAGCACACAAACAUUAUUAGUCGUCCAGGGUACUGAAGAUAAGUCCUUACAAAUUCUAGAUACAGAAACCCCCUUUUCAUUGAGCCCGGAUACUACUGAGGAACUUGGCAUGGAAGAAUCCCUCGUAUCCUCCCCCUCGGUUGUAACGACCGAAGAAAGCACAAAAUUCAGGCUGUUUCCGGAUCGUCUGACCGAAACUGGAAGCGAACCAGCGGUUUCCACUACCGACUUUAAACUGCCAGAGCCCCAAGAAUCUUCAACGUUAGAUCAAAAAGGCAAAGAGACUUUGCCAGAAAUUUGCGAAAGGAAGACACGAAAAUCAAGGUCCAGGUCACCGUCCCCCAUUGGUAUCCCUAGAACACGACAAACUGCCUCUCCAGUUAGAUCGCUACCGCCUGUCAUCUCUGUGACUCCGGAUACACCAGACAGUGUCGCAAGUCACGGCAGUACCAGCGAAAUACAGCCGCAACGUGCCGUGGUCUCCUACAUUUCAUAUGCUGACCAGUCAGACAGAGAGAGCCAAAGAGAAUCAUCCCAAUCGCCAAUAUCCUCCUUUCCUAUCGGAGGCACUCAUCUCAUAGCAUUUCCAGCUUCACAAGUCCCGUCGCAGUUUUUAUCCCUGGCCAACCCUCGCCCUGAUACAGAGCCAAGCAUCACAGACAGUACUAGACAAUUGAUCAGAGUCCUUCGAUUAGCUGGUUUAAAAGCUAUGAGACAUUUUGUGGGAUAUAUGUCGUCCAUGAUAGGCCAGGAAUCAAGGGAGAAGAUCAGAGAAGUGGAAUUAACGCUGUGUGCACUGUUACUUCUAGUUGCCGGCUUGCUGAUAUUUUUCUUCAGCAAUCCUCGAACAGUUACACAUCAUCAUCAUUGGGAUUAUUUUAACCCACCGAAAUAAUAAGCUAAAA
This is a messenger RNA of Frieseomelitta varia, 5229 nucleotides long. Its product is annotated as protein Shroom2. The record is from RefSeq and is a predicted model, not a curated record. Lineage: Eukaryota; Metazoa; Arthropoda; Insecta; Hymenoptera; Apidae. Bases 387 to 5219 code for a protein of 1610 amino acids. The transcript is spliced from 3 exons.